Messenger RNA from Aspergillus campestris IBT 28561, 426 nucleotides. RefSeq names its product TMEM14 family protein. The transcript has 2 exons. Bases 47 to 361 code for a protein of 104 amino acids. NCBI's taxonomy places the organism in Eukaryota, Fungi, Ascomycota, Eurotiomycetes, Eurotiales, Aspergillaceae. The record is from RefSeq and is a predicted model, not a curated record. Gene Ontology annotation, cellular component: membrane.
CUCUACCUCACACAAAAGCAACAACUGAACAAUCAUAUCAUUCAAAAUGACAACCGAAAAAACAGCCCUCUCCCUCUCCGCCCUCACCUCCCUCGGCGGCAUAAUCGGCUACGCGCGCACCGGCUCCGUCCCCUCCAUCGCAGCAGGCGUCUCCAUCGGCGCCCUCUACCUGUACAGCUACACGCGGCUGCAGGCGAACCAGCCCUACGGGGAUGAACUAGCGCUGCUCGCUUCGGUCGUGCUGGGGGGCAGUUCGAUCCCGAGGGCGAUCAAGACGGGGAAGGUUGUUCCGAUUGGGUUGGGCGGGUUGGCGCUUGUUGGGGGGGUGGUUUUUGGGAGUGCGGUUUGGAAUCGGAGGUGAUUUGUCUAUCUAUCUAUCUUAUCUUCGUUUUGGUUUGGAGGGUUUGUUUGUGUUAUUUAUGUGUG